This is a messenger RNA of Saccostrea echinata, 3530 nucleotides long. RefSeq names its product carboxypeptidase D-like. Gene Ontology annotation, biological process: proteolysis. The coding region runs from base 714 to 1979 and encodes 421 amino acids. NCBI's taxonomy places the organism in Eukaryota, Metazoa, Mollusca, Bivalvia, Ostreida, Ostreidae. The record is from RefSeq and is a predicted model, not a curated record. Gene Ontology annotation, cellular component: cell surface. Gene Ontology annotation, molecular function: metallocarboxypeptidase activity; zinc ion binding. The transcript is spliced from 14 exons.
GUAAAGACAGACUGAAAUUUCUUUUGGAGGAUUGUUGGAAACAUGUGUAUCAACUAAUUCUACAAAGUGCUUGACGUGAAAUAAAGUGCCCAGGAAUCUCGACACUAUAAUGCCUACAGCUGUCUGUACAAUCAUUCACCCUGGAACAGUUGCUAAAGCUGCUUGAAGGUGGAUAGAAUGACCUCAUGGUUUUGCACUUAGCUGGGACUAGAGUGACGUAAAAUAAGAGGAUAAAGUUUUAGAAAGGAAUAUAAAGGAACAAACAGUUGAUGGACAACAAUGCUCACCAUUGCAACAUUUCUUUCUGACAAAGGAAUUUAUAGGUUGAAGUAGGGAGGAUGAUCAUGCACCUAUGGAGAAACAGCUGUAGUGGUGCCAUAGAGUCAUCAACCCAUCAAAAGUAGCAGAAAGCAGCAUUUAUUAUUCUUUGUAAACAGUCCCUGAUCAACUUUAUUACUAUUGUUUAGUAAUAUGAUGAAUAAAUAGGAACAUCAAAGUCACUGAGACUAUAAUUUUUGAGGAUUAAGAAGCAUAAAUGGACUGUUUACCUGACCAUUCUUUAUCUUGUCUAUAUAUACUGUUACCCAGAGACUGAGGAUACCUGCCAUAUAGAUGUCUGAUUUUAGGAAUGUGAAGUAGAUCUCUUGUGUGUGAUCUAUGCUGAGGAUCCUCCCUGACAUCUUUAUUAAUUUAAAACUCUGCAACAGGAAAAAAUGAAGAUUGUUUUCUUGAGUGUGCUCCUCUGGGGGAGUGUCCUUAGUCUGGACUUUAAUUACCAUGACAAUGUGCGUCUCCAACAGUUCCUCCAGAACAUGUCUAGUACCUACCCCAACUUGACCAAGCUGUAUAGCAUUGGGAAAACUGUUGAAAACAUGGAUCUGUGGGUUAUUGCCAUUGGAAUAAAUCCAGAUAGACACGAGACACUGCGACCUCAUGUCAAAUAUGUAGGCAACAUGCAUGGGAACGAGGUUGUAAGUCGUGAGGUCCUGCUACAUCUAGUGGAAUACUAUCUGACGUCAUACGGCAACAACAACACAAUCACACACUUCCUCAAUAAUACUGUAGUCCAUAUCAUGCCCUCCAUGAAUCCAGAUGGUUUCAGUCAGGCAACUGUGGGGGACUGCUAUGGAAUUAUAGGGAGAAGUAACAAGAAUGGGUAUGAUUUGAACCGGAAUUUUCCAGACUAUUUUGCUGUAAAUACUGCCCCGAUCCAGCCAGAGACCUCCGCUGUAAUGAACUGGACUCAACAGAUACCAUUUGUCCUCUCAGCCAAUCUACAUGGAGGAACACUAGUUGCCAACUAUCCCUUUGAUAAUUACCCAAAUGCCAAUGGUAAUCCUAAAUAUGUGACUUCUCCAGAUGAUGAUGUAUUUAUUUCGAUAUCUAAGACGUAUUCCUACAAACACGGCAACAUGCACACAGCUAACCAUUGUGGGGACAAAUUCCCAGAAGGCAUAACCAAUGGUGCUUUGUGGUAUCCAGUCACUGGUGGUAUGCAGGACUGGAACUACAUGCAGGCAGGGUGUAUGGAAGUCACCCUUGAGAUCAGCUGCUGUAAAUACCCAGCAGCCACGACACUCCCAGGCUUCUGGAGUGACAACAAGCAGGCUUUGGUGGACUACCUCAUGAGAGUCCAUUCAGGUGUUAAAGGCAUAAUAUAUGAUGAAGAAGGAAAGGUAGUUCCAGCAGCAACCUUAAAAAUCAAAGGUCGUGAACUGGUAUCAUUUCGCUCCUCAAACUAUGGAGAAUAUUGGAGAAUUCUUCUGCCAGGCACUUAUGUUCUCCAGAUAUACAAUGGAGUAAACAGUACAGAGAAAAGUUUUGUUGUGACAAAUGGACAGGUCACCAGGCUUGAUGUCAGGUCCUGGGAGCCACGUGUUCUAUCCGGCAGUACCUCAUUAAAUCAGAACGGAUACAUUCCUGUUUUGCCAGUAUUGCUCAGUGCAUGUUAUCACCUGAUACACAUCAUAUUGUUCUAAGUGCCAUUAUAUAGUAAUAUUGCAGUUGUACCUUUAUAUUUUUACAGCAUUUUAUUUUCUUCUCUACCUCUUUAUAUGGCAAAACAAUGUGACAAAUAUAACAAGAAAUAUAUCUACAUGUAUAUAAGUGUGUAAUGUCUAUAUUAAUAAAUGUUCAAUUACCCAACUUAGUUAUAAAAACAUAGUACGUGUAUUUUAAAAGGGGGGAUUGUCAUCUUUGAAAAUAGAGGGGGAGGCUUUCUGCAAGAAGUCAAACUAUAGUGCCAUUGAUUUCACUCAUUUCAUUCACAUAUACCGGUGUCAUUUUCUCAAAUCAUAUGACUAUAAUAAAUGUUCAUGUGUUUAGGUUUUUAAAAUAAAUGUCUAAGAGAAAAGCACUUGAAAAACAAUUGUGUUAUGAGUGAAAGAUCAUUAAGCAGUAUAGCAGUAAUGGUGAAACAUAGAUGACCUUCACUGCACCAUCCCAUCAUGCAUAAAUGCAUAUAUGUGAUAAGGAAAAUUGCAUAUUAGCAAAAAUACAUAAUCAUAUAACAGCAAUAAUUCAUAGUUUUUUGUUUUUUUUUUUAAUGGGCAUAUGUCUCCUACAUGUUGCCAUUCAAAAAAAGGAAUGUAUUUACCAGUUAUUUGAAGUCUCUGCAUACAUAAAACAAUGGCAGUGAUUUUAUUUUCAUGUUUUUCAGUUUUUUGCUUCAAAACAAGAUCGUAUAAAUAUGACACAAGUUCCUCCACCCCCAACCUCACCCAAUUCCAUUUGCACCUGUUGUCCACUUCUACAAACUUGGCAUAUACACAUAUGGAUUUAUCACUUUAUAGUAUAUUAUAGUAUUCUCUAUCAAAUACCUCUUAUUUACUGGAGCCUGUAUACUACCCGAGUAAUUUCUUAUAGAGUUGAUAUGUAAUUUUAGUUCUUUUUUAUUUUUAAAAGUAGCUAUGUUUUACUUCUUGAUCUAAAUCAGACUAUACUAAGUUUUGCUGCCUUAGUAUUUUCUGUUCUAAAACAUGAAUUAAGACCUCUCAUGUAUAUUUUACAAGAAAUAUAGAUGUAUGACCAUUAUACAUGAAUUGUUGAUCUUUAUAUGAAAGUCAAACUUCGUAGCAUAAUUUUCCUGUCAUAUGAUAUAUAAAAUUUCAUUGCUGAAUAUAUGGUAUACUAUUAAUAAUUUACAUAUUAGAAGUAUGGUGCAUAAAGCCAAAUUGAAGUUGAACUUCUGUUACUUGAACACUUAUGUGUUUAUUACUAGGUAUAUUAUAUGAAAUUGAUUUAAUGGUCCUAAUCUUAAUGUAAAUUUUAUUUUAAACUUUGAUAUCUGAAUUCUUGCAUAUUAAAUUAAUAGCUAGGUAAAAUGUCAGAGUGAGUUAGUGAUCAGAACAUUCGUAUGAAUUUGAUUUUUAACUUUGAUAUCUGGGACUCUUGGAUAUCUAAGUUCCAAUAUGUACGUACUGGAUAUUGAGGAUUAAUUAACUGUAGGUUUCUUUCCUUUUUUUAUUCUUCAAGUGCCUUUCAAAAUGUAUGUUUAAAUUAGUAUGUUUAAUAAAUGAACAAUUGAUGAA